Molecule: messenger RNA, 894 nt
Organism: Kazachstania africana CBS 2517
Lineage: Eukaryota; Fungi; Ascomycota; Saccharomycetes; Saccharomycetales; Saccharomycetaceae
Gene: HEM25
Product: Hem25p
Exons: 1
Coding region: 1-894 (297 amino acids)
Biological process (GO): glycine import into mitochondrion
Cellular component (GO): mitochondrion; mitochondrial inner membrane
Molecular function (GO): glycine transmembrane transporter activity
Source: RefSeq, a predicted model, not a curated record
AUGCCUCAAAAUAAGAGCAGAUCUUCCUCGCAUUUGGUUGGUGGCUUUUUUGGUGGACUAACCUCUGCAGUGGCCCUUCAACCGUUUGAUCUGGUGAAAACAAGAGUGCAACAGGAGCACGUGAAUGGUAUAAGAGCUGUUUUCAAAGAGUUUUCUUCCGUUAAGGAUCUUUGGCGAGGUACCAUACCAUCUGCAUUACGUACAUCAGUGGGUAGUGCUCUGUAUCUAUCAUGUCUUAACACGAUGCGGAUGUACGUGAGUAAUCAGAAACAGACAGUACAUGUUGGGAAGAGUAGUAAAUUACCUGAACUUCAUAUGACAGAGAAUUUGGUCACUGGGGCUAUUGCCAGGGGUGUUGUGGGUUACAUAACCAUGCCAAUUACAGUCAUUAAAGUACGAUAUGAAUCGACAUUGUAUAACUACAAGAGUCUGAUUGGCGCAACGAAAGAUAUUUUCGCUACGAAUGGUAUAAAUGGGUUUUUCAAAGGAUAUGGAACAACAUGUAUAAGAGAUGCUCCUUAUUCAGGUAUAUAUGUCUUACUCUAUGAGAAGUUUAAGUUAUUCAUCCCGCAGAACAUUCUUCCCAAUAGCCUGAAGCACUAUAAAAAGGAUUUGCAGUAUACAAGCUCUACUUCUACAAUAAUCAAUACCAUGAGUGCGUUUACAGCCGCAUGCGUUGCUACUACAAUAACGGCACCAUUUGAUACAAUUAAGACAAGAAUGCAGCUAAAUCCGCAACGAUUCACAAAUUUUUUCGCGAGUCUUUCAAUAAUGAUCAAAAACGAAAGUUUAUUAAACCUAUUUGACGGACUAAGCUUGCGAUUAACUAGGAAAGCGUUUAGUGCUGGUAUUGCAUGGAGUAUAUAUGAAGAGAUAAUUAAAAAAUUUAUAUAG